Messenger RNA from Acyrthosiphon pisum (pea aphid), 1670 nucleotides. RefSeq names its product protein maelstrom 2. The record is from RefSeq and is a predicted model, not a curated record. Lineage: Eukaryota; Metazoa; Arthropoda; Insecta; Hemiptera; Aphididae. The transcript has 10 exons. Gene Ontology annotation, molecular function: sequence-specific DNA binding. Gene Ontology annotation, biological process: piRNA processing; spermatogenesis; regulation of miRNA-mediated gene silencing. The coding region runs from base 49 to 1017 and encodes 322 amino acids. Gene Ontology annotation, cellular component: P granule; nucleus.
CUUGGUUUGAAAGAAUUAACUGCUAUAUUAUCACCCAUAUGGAAUGCAAUGACUGAUGAUGAAAAAAAUAAAUACAAAGUUCUUGCUGAUGAAUUUAAUUCUACUCAAUUAAAAAAACAGCCGUUGAAACAAAUUAGGGAUCUGCAGGAUAAUAGUCAUGAUUUUUGGAACAUGCAGAAAUAUUUAACCGAGAUGUUUGAAUGUAUAUCUAACAAUGAAGAAUUAUUUAAGAAAAAGUUUAUUUUGUUGCACAUAAAUUGUCAUACCGAAAAUAUAGAACAGUAUUAUUUUCCUGCUGAAAUAGCAGCAUUAGAAUUUAGUUUAAUAGAUGGUAUAUAUCGCACAUAUCAUCAGGUUAUUGGUAUUUCUAAAAUUUACCCAAGAGGUUUUGCUGGAAGUAUGAAACAAUUUUCCGACCGUUUUCAUCGUAUUGUAUGUUUUGAUGAACACCCGGAUGAUUAUCAACAAAUAUUAUUGGAAUUUUCAACAUUUUUAAAGGAUGGAAUAAUCAAUCAUGAAGAUUUAAAAGAGGGCACAUUGGACUUACCAUAUUUAUUCACUAUAGAAUCAGAAGUUGGUACGAAUAUGAUGCACACUAAAAAUAGCUUGGAAAGACUAUACUCCACAGUUUACCCAAGAGUUGAUGAUGAACGUUGUAAGUCAAUAUUCAAAAUAGGAAAUGUUGAGGGAUUAUUUUUGGAAAUAAAAAAAAAAAUAAAUCUUAACAUGAAUAUACAAAAUUUAAUAUCAGAAAACUCAGUUCUUGACAUUUUAGAAUCUGAUAUGUAUGGUUAUGGUCUGGGUUGUCAGUACCACGAGUGUAGAGAAAUUUCAUACAAGUGUUCCAAAGCUCGUGUUAUUCAAUGGAUGUCAAAUAUCUGUAAGCAUAUAUGUGAGAAUACUGGUAUAACCCUUAAUCCUGGUAGACACACAGCAGUUGAAUUAAGAAAUGGUUCAAAAUUGAUAAUUGAAAAUGCACAUUUGCCGCUGUCAAAAGAAGAUCUAAAUAUUUGUUAAAUAGACACAACUAUUUCCAUGGAUGAUAUAUUGCUUUACUGAAAAAAAAAUCAUCUAUUCUUACACAAACACAACUAGGACCAAUUACUCCAUCUAUUGGUGUGGUGCCAUUAUUAGCUACAUAGGUAGUGAAGAUGGGUACUGUAGAAGAUGAAGCCCAUUAUGAUUCUAAGUUUUUGGAAUCUAGUGCUGAUGAGGAUGGUUAUGUCUCAGGACUAGAAUUCCUAUAUUACUACAAGAGUCUGUGAUAUUAAUAGACACAGUAAGUUGUAUAAGGAGCAGUUUAGUCCUGCAGUGUAGUUAGCAGAAAGUAAACUCAAAAUGGGAUUGAUCCACCAGAUACACUUUCCGCUGUAAUAAUACCUCCUAGCAACAGAACUUUAAUUUCUUAAAAAACAUGUUUAAUACUUAGAGAUAAUAUAUUAACUGUACAUUUAUUUUAUAUUAUUAUCUCUUUUUAAAUUAAGGAAUUGCUAUACUAGCAGAAUUAUUGAUUUUUUUUCUUUUACAUUCCCCUAUUGUAUUCUUAUAUAUGGCUACAACUAUGCAUCCAUGCUAUAAAUAACCUUUUUUUAUAGUAAAUCGUAAAAAUACUGUUAGUGUUAAGCUAAAUUAUUUGUAUUAGAACACCAAAUACAAACUUUUAUAAACAA